GUGAAAGAGAUGGCGUCCCAGCCGCCGCCUCCCCCCAAACCCUGGGAGACACGCCGAAUUCCGGGGUCCGGGCCAGGACCAGGCCCCGGCCCCACUUUCCAGUCUGCUGAUUUGGGUCCUACUUUGUUGACAAGACCUGGACAACCAACACUUACCAGAGUGCCCCCACCUGUUCUUCCAAGGCCAUCCCAGCAGACGGGAAGCAGCAACCUGAACUCUUUCAGACCUGCGUACAGUUCAUUUUCUUCUGGAUAUGGAGCCUAUGGGAAUUCGUUUUAUGGAAGCUAUAGCCCUUAUAGUUACGGAUAUAAUGGGCUGGGGUAUAACCGCUUCCGAGUAGACGAUCUUCCACCUAGCAGGUUUGUCCAGCAAGCUGAAGAAAGCAGCAGAGGAGCAUUUCAGUCCAUUGAGAGUAUUGUGCAUGCCUUUGCCUCUGUCAGUAUGAUGAUGGAUGCGACCUUCUCCGCUGUCUACAACAGCUUCAGGGCUGUGUUGGAUGUAGCAAAUCACUUUUCCCGAUUGAAAAUACAUUUCACCAAGGUGUUUUCAGCUUUUGCCUUAGUUAGGACUAUACGGUAUCUUUACAGACGGUUACAAUGGCUGGUAGGUUUAAGAAGAGGCUCUGAGAAUGAGGACCUGUGGGCAGAAAGUGAAGGAACCGUGGCUUGCCGGGGUGCUGAAGACAGAGCGGUUAACUCAGCAAAAUCCUGGCCAAUAUUCUUGUUCUUUGCUGUUAUCCUUGGUGGGCCUUACCUUAUCUGGAAACUGCUGUCUACCCAAAGUGAUGAAAUUACAGACAACACUAACUGGGCAAGUGGUGAAGAUGAUCAUGUAGUUGCUCGAGCAGAGUAUGAUUUUGCUGCUGUGUCUGAAGAAGAGAUCUCUUUCCGUGCCGGUGAUAUGCUCAACCUAGCUCUCAAAGCCCAACAGCCCAAAGUACGUGGCUGGCUUCUGGCCAGUCUUGAUGGUCAAACCACAGGACUUAUCCCUGCUAACUAUGUCAAAAUUCUUGGUAGAAGACGAGGUAGAAAACCAGUGGAGUCGAACAAGCUCUCCAAGCAACAACAAUCUUGUCCCAACACAGCCCUAAGAGGCGCCACUGCUGCUCCUUCUUUGGAUGAACAGGAAGCUGCCUUCGAAGCUGUUUUUGUGGAAAAUAAUAAGGUUCCAGAUGUACCUGAUUCUACUGGGGAAAGUGGGGAUAAACAAGAUCUGUGAUCUCUUUCGUGUUUGCAGUCGAGAACUUUAGCGUGCUUUUAAAAGUGGUUUCUUACAAACACUAAUCUACCGUAAUGAAAACAUUGGUUAAUGGGUAUUUCAGGUGUUUUGCUACUAGGGGGUAUUGGAAUGGUACACUGGUAUGUUGGUCUAGCAGCCAGACUGCAUUUCACAAGUCAUUGGACUAUGAGGACACUUGUUUCCCCCAGACUUUAAUGUGGCGAUUCCUCUCAUUUUCAUCCUUCCUACAGCCCUAGGCUUAAUGAGAGAGUAACAGUAGUGAACUGUACAACACAGCGUGUUGUAGUAGGAAUCAUUAAAACUUGAAAAAUUCUAUGUUAGCUAACUCAGGAUCCUCAGAAAUGAGUGGAAGCAUGUAAUUAUGAGAACCAGGCCAUGAAGUGUGUGUUCUUUUUUUAUAGCUUUCAGUAAACUGUCAAAUCUGCUAUCUGUUUUAUUUCCCAAUAAUUGGUUUGUAUUAGGCAGUAAAAUGUUUUGCCUCUAAACCGUACUAUCACCUUUUAGUACUGUUUUCUUGUUUCUUUCUUUUUCAACUUUAAAGGAGACUUGAAGCAUUGUGAAGGAGGCAGUUCUAAUGUAAUAGGGCCUGUAGCCCUGAUAACAGCCCCCCGACUAGUUCAAGGGCUGAAAUGCAGCUUUUCUGAGAGAUUGUUUCUAUUUCCUCUAAGGGAUCAUAUAACACUUUAUCCCUCAAUAUGACAAGUUUUCCACCUGAAUCAAAUCAGAAUAUAUAAAAUUUUCCUUCAGUCAAGACUCCAGUUCUUUGAGUCUAUAGUUGAUGUCUUAAUCAGUUUUGACUAACAAAUUUUAAUCUUUUCUUUCUACAUUUGUAUAAUUACCUUUUAAAAUUUCAUACUUACGCUGUUCUUUCAAUAUUGAAAAUUUCUUGUGUUGGUCAUACAGUUCAUUUAGAUUUUACUACUUAAACAAAAUAAAAUACCCAAUGACUACUUAGAA
Molecule: messenger RNA, 2196 nt
Organism: Echinops telfairi (small Madagascar hedgehog)
Lineage: Eukaryota; Metazoa; Chordata; Mammalia; Afrosoricida; Tenrecidae
Gene: PEX13
Product: peroxisomal biogenesis factor 13
Exons: 4
Coding region: 10-1218 (402 amino acids)
Biological process (GO): protein import into peroxisome matrix, docking
Cellular component (GO): peroxisomal importomer complex; peroxisomal membrane; peroxisome
Molecular function (GO): protein binding
Source: RefSeq, a predicted model, not a curated record